This is a messenger RNA of Rhagoletis pomonella (apple maggot), 1244 nucleotides long. Its product is annotated as cytoplasmic tRNA 2-thiolation protein 2-like. NCBI's taxonomy places the organism in Eukaryota, Metazoa, Arthropoda, Insecta, Diptera, Tephritidae. Gene Ontology annotation, molecular function: tRNA binding; sulfurtransferase activity. The record is from RefSeq and is a predicted model, not a curated record. Gene Ontology annotation, cellular component: cytosol. Gene Ontology annotation, biological process: tRNA wobble position uridine thiolation.
UCCUAGGUGUACUUUAUGAAAAGAAGUUUUACAAAUGUGCAGCAUAGGGGAAGAAGAUUUAAGGGCCAAUGGCGAUGCCGGCAGUAUGACUCCGCAUUCACUGAUGGACACUUCAUUCUGUACUGGUGUCUGCAACAAAUGUGGACAAGAAGGAGAAAUGUAUAAAAUGUUUUACAAAGAGCCGAAAUGCAAGGCUUGCUUCUUACAAUAUGUGAAUCAUAAAUUUCGAGCAGCAGUAGGAUCAUCCAAAGCCUUACCUCGGAAUGCUAAUAUACUUUUAGUGUUUGAUGGCAGUGCACAAGCUGUUGUGCUAUUAGAUAUGCUACAAAAGGCACAAACAGAAACAGGUUUUAAAAGGCUGCAUUGUGAUUUUAAAAUUCUCUUUAUUGAUGAUUGCGCUCUGACUCCAAGGCACAUAAGGGCAUCGAAUUCUAUUAGUUACGUUCAAAAAGUGCAAGAACUUAUUUUGAGUUAUAAAGGUCCAGAGGCUUAUAUUAUUAAUUUAAGUUGUGAAGAACACCAAAAACCAUUUGAUAUUAUCAAUUUAGGGUCGUACUUGUCCCGAGGAACGGACAGAGAAAUAGUAUUUACGAAUACUUUGCUUAAUAUUCGAUCAUCAACUAGCCGCAGCGAGCUUAUAAAGGUGCAUCGAAAUAAAUUGAUCGCAUCUGUGGCGCAGGGUCUAAAUUGCAAAUAUGUCUUUAUACCUUCGAUUAAUGUCAAUAUAGCAGCUGAUCUAUUGGCAGGGAUCGUACUUGGGCGUGGCAACGACGCUGCUUUGGAUGUUGCAUUCCUUGACGAUCGUAUGGGAAAUGGUGUAAAGUUCAUGCGCCCUAUUAAAGAUCUAAGCGAAAGGGAAGUCAUGCUGUACAUGCACGCUAAAGGUUUAAAACCGAUCAAAACACCUUUUAAUUCCCAAUCAAACAGUGGCGCAAGUUUGCAAAACGUUACGGAACUAUUUAUACAAAAUCUACAAAAAAAUUACGAUUCAACGGUUUCAACAAUAUUUCGUACCGGAUGUAAAAUAGCAUCGAAUAGUUAUACAAGGCCAGAUGAAAAAGAGCUAUCCAAUAAAAUUGAGGGCUGUAAUAGCAGAUUUGAUUUAUGCAGAUUUUGUAAUUCCUUGAUUGCAGAAAAAUCUUCGACCCUUUUGGCGGUGGAGUAUUCACGCUUAGUGUCUAAAGGAGUAACGUCGUCUUCUGAUCUAAAAACUUUUUUUGAUAUGGACAGCGAACAAAAGGAAA